UUUACGGCCUAAAUGAUUGAUUUCCCGUGGCAUAUGCCCCUCGAGAAGACGCCCCGGGGCAUGCCCUAAGGCUUUGGACCCUGAUUAAGGCUCCCCGAGCGGCGGGAAGGGCGCUAGGAGGCUCUGAAGGAGACAGCCACUCAGGAAACGCCUUUCCACCAAAACAAAAAGGACGCCAUCGGGCCACUGUGGGAAGACUAUCAGCUCGAGUGCAUUUUUAUGGUUAUCGGGAAUAUCUGGCCGUUUUAGCCGCCCUUCGAACAUGGUGUGGUUGUAGCUGUAAGUGGUGAGGAUUACAGUAAAGCCACGUUAAUCCAGACCCUAUCGGACCGGAAUCCCAGAUAAUCCAAACAGAUUUGAAAUCUGCAGAUGUUUAAGUUGGAUUCACUGCAGGACACCAAGAGAUCGCAUCAAAAUGAACCUCUCUCUUCAAAUCAUUUGUUUAUUAGGCAGCUCACCAGUGUUGAUGAUCAAGUGAUUCGUUACGUCAGUUCUUCGGAGGUGCCUCGUCCCCUAUUGUCUUCGCCAUGGAUGCAACACAGCAGACACAAACCCAACCCCAGCCGCAGCCUCAGCAGCAGCAGCCGCAGGUCCAACAAGGAACGGCCCAGGCUCAGCAGCAGGUCCAGGCACAACUUGAGCCUCUUCAGGUGCAGGCACAGACGCAGACUCAAGUUCAAGUUCAGGCUCAUGCCCAGUUCAUCCAGAAAGGGUCCCCCGUUCAGAUGACGGUACCAGUGGUCCAGCUGCAGGUGCCGGUCACGCAGGCCACAGUAGAACUUCCUCAGCCCGUGGCAGCUCAGAUCGGGAUGUGGAUACAGGCCACGGAGAAGCCGUACGAGUGCGAGGAAUGCGGGAGGCGUUUUGCCCAGGAGAGCCACCUGAACAAUCACAUAGUCUGGCAUCGCAAGGAGAAGCGCUUCGAAUGUGAAAUGUGUAACAAACGCUUCACCAUGGAGAGCCACUUAGAUAGUCAUAUGGUUGUGCACAGUGCUGAGAAGAACUUCAAAUGUGAGAUGUGUGACAAAUGCUUCAUCAUGGAAAGCCAUCUGAAUGGUCACAAGUUAGUUCACGCCCAAGACAAGAAGUUCGAGUGCGAACUGUGUGACAAGAGGUUCACGAUGGAGCAGCAUCUCAGAAGCCACAUGCUUGUGCAUAUCAAGGAGAAAAAAUUCAUGUGCAUGAAGUGUGGCAAGAGGUUUGCUCAGAGGAGUCACCUCAACAGCCACAUGCAUUCGCACAAUGUUGAGAAGCGUUUUGAAUGUGCCGCAUGUGGCAAGCGAUUUGCCCUAGAAAGUCAUCUCAAUAGCCACAGUGUCAUACACACCAUGGAGAAACGGUUUGAGUGUCCCACCUGCAGCAAGCGAUUCUUCACAGAAGUCCACAUGAAUGCACACGUGCACGUGCAUAGUGUCGAGAAAAAGUUUGAGUGUGGCAUCUGCGGGAAGCGCUUCACCAUGGAAAGUCACCUGGGCAGCCAUAUGGUUGUGCACAGUGAAAAGAAAUUUGAAUGUGAGGUCUGUGGCAAGCGAUACACAAGGAUAGCACACCUGAACAGCCACAGGUUCGUGCACAGUGAAGAGAAACGUUACGAAUGCGGUGUUUGUAGGAAGAGGUUCUCUCAGAAGAGCCACCUCAGUAGCCACAUGGUUGUGCAUACGGAGGAGAAGCGAUUUGAAUGUGAGGAGUGCGGGAAGCGGUUCAACCAGGAAAUCCAUUUGAACAGUCACAUGUACGUCCACAGUGCCGAGAGGAAGUUUGAGCACCAGGAGUGGAGUCGGAUUGCACAGGUCAAUCAGAUCAAUGGACACAAGUUUGUACAUGCUGACAUGAAGAGAUUUGAAUGUGAGGAAUGUGGCAAGCGCUUCUCUAUGGAAAGCCACUUGAACAGUCAUAAGUUUGUCCACACCCAAGAGAAAAGCUAUGCAUGUGAGGAGUGUGGCAAGAGGUUUAGGCAGGAAAGCCACCUGAACAGCCACAGGUUUGUUCAUAGUGAGAAGAAACGAUUCGAGUGUCCGGACUGUGGGAAACGGUUCACGCAGGAAAGUCACCUCAAUAGCCAUAGAUUUGUACAUAGUGAGAGAAAGGGCAUUGCCUACGAAGAAUACUUGAAACAGCAAGCUAUACCGGUUGUGCCUCAAAAAACCACAGUACAGAUACCGGUAGUGCCUCCAAAAAGUACUGUUAACGGUCACAGCAGCCAAGUGCAGGUGCCUGUUGUCGCUGGUGAGAAGAAGCCAGAGCACAAUGAAGGGGUCAGACAUUUUGGUCAACAGACAUAUCAGCCAUCCUAUGCCUACGCUCAGUGGGAGCAAGUGCGUCCGUUGUGGCCGUUGUAGUCAAAUGUCACUUUAGUUUUGUAUGAAAAGUGAUCUGUACACAGUUAGUGGUAGCUCCAAUUAGCCAUAUACAAUUGCUAAUGCUAAUUGUUCCGUACCCUUUGUGGGGACUGUAUGAUCCUAGAUUUGUAUUUGUGACUUAACCUAUUUACUAUAGGUCCAUGCUAUUUUUAGUAGUAAUGCUUGUUUAGUUUUUUCCUGAGGGGUCGGGUGGGUGAAUGGGGGCAGACUUUUUUUUUGUUUUUUUCGUUUUUCAUGGUAUGGGAAAUAAUGUAAUACAGUAUUUUAAAUAGGAAAAUUUCACCUCUCAAAGUUCAUAGACUAUCUUCAUCCUCUGUUUUGCAAACUUGAUUUGGUUUUGUUUUGUGAUCACAGAAUUUUUUCUAUACUAUUGUUCUGAGUUGUUAUUGUGGCAUAUGCAUUGCAUCAUCUGUUCCUGUAUUAUUUUCUGUACAGGAUUAAUAGUAACAUGUUCUUAUGCAAGCACAUCAGGUAAUGAAUGGAAGUAUAACAGCUUUUCCCCAGUAUUUAUUCUGCAGUUUCUUGACUACAAUAUCUGUGGAAAGCAUUACGUUUUUAUAGAAAAAUGAGAAGAGGUGAGAGGUACGAAUGUUCAAAAUGAAGGUUUACUUUAUAAUGUUGUUAAACAAUGGAGACGUCACUUAGUAUUUUUGUUAAAAUGGGGAGUGGCUUGCUAGUGAUAUUGCAUUUCAUAUUGUUUUCUGUUGGCUGCAUUUGGGUUUGUUUGUUUGUAGUAAGUGUUGGAUAUUGUCUAUCCUGAGAAGUGAAGGAACAUGGAAAGCAAAUAUCAGUGACACAAGUUUCAUGAAAUAACUACGUAUGUGAUUUUGUAAGUCUAUGACAGGGAAGGCUUCUGCAUUGUUAUUUCUGUACCGAGUUAACGGUAGAACCUUACACAGGCCUGAGACAAAGUGUCAUCUCGUUUGAAAAUGUUUGUGACCUGCUUGAAGAAUACUAGCCCCUUUUCAAGGGUUAUUAGUAUGUCAUUGGUUGGGAAUUAAUCCGUUUUUUAAUUUGAAAAUAAGAUUUUUAGAUUUUAAGAAUCUUGAAUUACUAUUGUUAAUAAUGCUUUUUUUUUCUUUCUUUCCAUCUGACUUUCCACCCUCUCCUAACAAUCAUUUCCUAGUCCAACUGCAAGUUUUUCCUCCUGUUACACCUUUCAUACCUUCAUACUGAAUGACCUCGUAGUUCCCAGUGCUUGGCCUUUGGUGUAAAUUCUGUGUUCUAUUCUGUUCUAGGUUUUUGUCGCACCCUUUAGAACAUAAUUAAAGUAACUAAUUGACUUUCUGGUUGUGCAAAUGUGGAGCAGAUAAAAGCAUAGACUAUCUUGACAAACUUUGCCUCUAAUAAUAAGCAUUCUCAUGCACAUGGACGGCUCUACUCAGUCUCUUAUAGUACAAGACUCUGCUGUACAGUAUUCACUUUCUUAGACAAGCGUUGUUUACAAGAGUGGGUUAAGAACCUUGACAGCAUGAACUACAUGCUUGUAAAUCUUCAAGUAACUUGCAUUCGUUUUGUUAAAUGCUUCUGACAUUUGAAUUUUUAAUUUUUUUGGUGAUUUACAUUACACUAUGAUCAACUUUGCACUUCAUUCAUGUAUUGUAUUGUUUAAUUGCUAAAACAUUUGUGUCCUUCUGAAGUUCAAGGUAUAUUGUGAGGAAAUCAUAACCUAGUUAUUUGACUUUCCAUAUAACAUUUAAUUGAGACUCAAACUCAAGAGUAAAGCAUAUCUAGGGGAGAGAAAGGUCCCAUUGAUUUCUCGCCUCCAAAUCUGUUGUUAGAGUAGGCUGGACCGAGACCAGCAUGGCCACUUUAUCCCAAAAUCCCUCUGUUAUUAUAAUUAUUAUUUAUACAGCAGUUCAAUAAAACCAUAGUUUUUUUCUAGACUUGCUGGAAUUGCAUUAAGGAUUUACUUUUAAAUAGGCAAUGAAGGUCUGAGCAGGGCAAAGUUCAGGCUAUACUACAAGGUAUGAAGAGAUUGGAGGUAUCAGGUGGUAAGUUACAGAAAGUAAUGCAUCUGGAGUUCAGAAAGAUUGCAAAGAACCUUUUCUGCUGUGUGCAGUGUGCCAAAGAAGACUAUGCAGCCCAGUAACUUCUGAUGUAGUUGAGUACCGCAUAUCUCCCCUACCCCCUUUUUAUAUACAUACGUACUGUAUCUCAUCUUCUCUUCCAAGGGACGUGAAAGAAGAAUGUCUCUUUAGGUCAGUUAUAUUUCUUGUAUGUUUGGUGGGAUAAAUGUUUCAGAUCCGGUCCCAUGUUGAGUGGUGUUGCCAAGUAUAUCCUUUAUACUGAGUGCUAUUUCUUUUAAAAUAAUAAAGGUUGAAAAGAUUGAAGUAAUCUUUGGCUUCUUAAUGCUCAUAUUGUAUGUAUUUUUGUGUGAGAUCUUGCUAAACUGUCAUUGGAUAUAUACAAUUGUAAAGAAAUGUUAUAGACUAGAGUACUAUUUUUUUUUAUGGCUCAGAAGUGAGAUUGGUACUUUACAACCAGAACAUAUAGUUUGUGGGUUUUGUUUGCUGAAUAAGUAGAAGUUAUAGUGGAGAAGUUUGUGUUAUGUGGCAGUUCCAUUUUUUUAUCGGCCAUAUGACAAACCUAUUGUUCAAGAAAAUGCUUUACCAUUAUAUUAUUUUCUGUCAUUUAACUGCAAUACAAUACUGUCCGAAGGGUUUUUUUUUUGCAUUUGUCUUGUUUGCUUUUGUGAAUCUCAUUUUAUGAAUGUACGUUAAUGUGGUGUCCCUCACAAAGUGUUCCUGAGUGAUUUGCUUUCCAUGUCCCCAGAAGGUAACGUUGUCAGUGAGCUUUAAUUUUGGAUUGCUUUGUGAAAUUGCACAACUGGAUAGAGAUCAGUUGUAAGUGGUGACUUGUAUGUAAACACAAUGGCAAUGGUUCCAUAGCCUGUGGUAUUUUAAUUACAAAUUAAUUUUACUUUAACUAGUAUUUCCAUCAGUUAUGAUCAGAUUUCAUUUAAUGUCAGUGGUGAGGAAUUCUGGCAGAGAUUUGGCUAUGCAUCAUAAAUACACCUCACUCUGAUACAGUACUACUAUUUAGGUUUAUUUAAUGUUAUUUAAAAGUGAUGUACAUACAUGUAUGUUAUGCAACUGUAGAUGUAGAAUGGGUGAUACUUAUUUAUUUAACUGAAUUCCACUAUGUACCAUGUCUGGGUAGAGGGUGGUUGGGAAGGGAAGGGAAUUGUAGCAUUAUAAAAUAAGAUUGGCUGUCAUGAUAGGUUGAAGAGGGCGCCUUCUAUUGAUGUCCAUUUUGCAGCAGGGGAACUCGAGUUGCAUUUCAUCGACCACAGUGACAGUAAGGCUUAGUUUUCAGCAUAACAAUAGCAGUAGUACUUUUCUUUGGUAGACUGAUCCAUUUUGUGAAGUGUUGCUGCCACUCUGCUCUGAAAUGUGGUGCGAGUUGAUCGGGCUGGAAAUGAUUUGUCCUUAUAGGAGGUUCCUAUAGUAGUGCUUGACAAAAUUCCAAAACAUUUUUUUUUAAUUUGCACUGUAUAUUUGAAUAGUCUAUAUUAUACUAUAUACUGUAGGUAGUUUCAAAACCUCUUUGACUUUAGAGAGAGAGAGAGAAGAAGCAACGGUCUUCGUUUCCUAGUGCUACGUAUAUAUGUCAUCCCAGUCUGCCAUAGUUCAAAUUUUUGAACAUUAUUUAUUAGCGUAAAUGAUGUACGUAUUUAACUUUAUUUUUAACCUGGUAAACACAAACACAUAUAUGUACAUAUAUGUAUAUUGUAUUUUAACUUGGUAUUUUAAGGACAGGUGUAGCGCCUAACUCCAGUCGAUGUCUCACGGUUCGUUAAAAGGUGGAAAAUCACAAGUUAGCGUCUUUUUGGGGAUGAGUCAUUCGUGUAUAAAAUGUACAGAAUGUCUGUGACACACUGGGAUGCAGUACUUUGUAAUCAGCAAACUACAGUAGUUUCAAAUGUUAGUGUCAGGUAAGAGGACUGUUUUAUAAAAUAAGAAUGAACUAUGUAGUUGUUAGUUAAACUAAAGGCCCUCUGAAAUCGUCAUUUUUCUUAAUAUUAUUUUUGUGUAACUACUAGGGAUGCAUCCUGAAAUGUCCUGCAAAGCAUCAGCAAAUAUUAGAAUGAAAAAAAGGGUCCUUUAUUCAUACUAUACCUUAUUUUGAUUAUUCACAGUGAAUUGCAGUUUUAAUUUUUAAUAUUUAUUGCCACCAAAAUAUUUCUUGUAAUAUUUACUGAUGUAGAUUCCUACAGUGAAAAAAAUUCUUUUUUUGUUGAAUUAAUUCCUGUAUAUCUUUUGUUAAAUAAAUUUUCAUUUUUAUAUUAAA
Messenger RNA from Macrobrachium nipponense, 6653 nucleotides. Its product is annotated as zinc finger protein 117-like. Gene Ontology annotation, molecular function: RNA polymerase II cis-regulatory region sequence-specific DNA binding; DNA-binding transcription factor activity, RNA polymerase II-specific. Gene Ontology annotation, biological process: regulation of DNA-templated transcription. The transcript is spliced from 3 exons. Lineage: Eukaryota; Metazoa; Arthropoda; Malacostraca; Decapoda; Palaemonidae. The coding region runs from base 528 to 2339 and encodes 603 amino acids. The record is from RefSeq and is a predicted model, not a curated record.